UCACUGUGGUAUUCCGUGCAAUUGCGACUUUGACGGAGUGAACCCUCUACAAGUCGGCCGUCACAGAAGUCUGCUCUCAUUGUCAAGUCAACCACUGGGGCAAACAGACUGACCAGGAAGAUUUGAAAGACUUUCGCCACAGGGAAACCAUGGCUGCGGUGAAGGGCGAACCCCGCGAUGACAGGGGCUUCAAUGCACCGCCCGCGCCCACACAUGACGACGAGCCUAGGAUUGACCUCCAGUGGCUCCAAGAACUCGUUAACGACAGCGAAAAGCGGUCGGUACAUGUCCUCGAGAGGGCUGUCCGUGUCGGUGUCAAGGCUCUCGAGGGCCUCAAAGGUCCCCUCGAAGCCGCCAAAAAUAUCGAGGACACCACAGCCGCCCAGUGGCUCAAGAUGAUCAAUGAUGUUCAAUCUCGCGCUAAACCGACCCGCACUAUUGUUGGAGUCGUAGGCAACACAGGAGCCGGAAAGUCGAGCGUCAUCAGUGCCGUCCUUGAUGAGGAGCGUCUCCUGGCAACAAACUGCAUGAGAGCUUGCACAGCAUCUCCCACAGAGAUCUCUUACAACGACUCAAAAGACCCCAAUGAACUCUACCGUGCCGAAGUUGAGUUCAUCACAUCGGCCGAGUGGCUAAAAGAGUUGCAAGAGCUCUACAGCGAUCUCCUUGACGGAAGUGGUGAGGUUUCGCGCGAGAGUUCCAACGAAGAUAGCGAGGCCGGUAUCGCCUAUGCCAAGAUCAAAGCUGUCUAUCCCCGCCUCGUCAAGGACACCAUGCCGAAGCAUAGUCCUGUGGAGCUUGUAAACCAGCCCUCGGUCCGCAAUGUGUUAGGCACGACAAGGAAGCUUCAAGCCACCACAGCUGCCGGUCUCUACCGCCAACUGCAGUCCUACGUCGACAGUAAGGAGAAGAACACAGACAAGUCGAUUGAGUACUGGCCUCUUAUCAAGGUUGUUCGCAUAUACACCAAGGCCUCUGUCCUAUCCACAGGAGUGUGCCUCGUCGAUCUUCCCGGUGUCCAGGAUUCGAACGCCGCAAGAGCCGCCGUUGCUGCAAACUACAUGAAGGCAUGUACCGGUCUUUGGAUUGUGGCACCCAUCACCCGCGCUGUGGAUGACAAGACGGCAAAGUCUCUGCUUGGCGAUACCUUCAAGCGCCAGCUGAAAUAUGAUGGCGCAUAUUCAGCUGUGACUUUCAUUUGCUCAAAGACCGAUGAUAUCUCGGUCACUGAGGCAGUGGAGAGUCUCAAUCUUGAAGAACGUGUCUCUCAACACGAGACACAGAUUCGAAGCAAAGAAGACGAGAUCAAGAAGCUCAAGAAGAAGCUCGGUGAUCUCAAAGAUCAGGAAGCGGCGUGUGACGAGAUCCGCGACCAUCUUGACGAAGAAAUGGAAAAGUGGGAUGUACUACUUGACAAACUGGACAAGGGAGAGCAGGUCUACGAUCCGUCUGAAGCCCAGCAGGCCAAGAAACGAAAGCGUCAUGGCGGAUCACGGAGAAGCCGCAAACGACGUAACAACGAUCCCAUUGAUAGUGACAGCGGUAGCGGUAGCGAUAGCGGCAGCGACGGAGACGGAAAUAACUCGGAUGCCGAAAUGUCCGACUCAAGCGAUAAGGAAAACUCUGACCCCAAAGUCGGCGAAGAGAAAAAGCCAUUGACGAAAGAGGACAUUGAAAAUAAGAUUUCUUCUUUGAGAGAAGAAAAAAAGAAGACUCGCGCGGGUAUUAGGGAUCUCAAAGACCAAGCAAAGGAAACCCGGACGGCUAUCAAGGAGAUUGAGUCCGAAAAGAAGAAUUUGGAGUCGGAGGUUAAGGCUAUCUGCAUCCAAGGAAGAAACGAGUAUUCCCGGACGGCCAUCAAGAAGGACUUUGCCAUGGGAAUCAAAGAGUUGGACCAAGAAACUGCAAUCGAAGAAGACGAGGAAAAUUUCAACCCAGAUGUCGACCUACGGGAUUAUGACAAAGUUGCUGAGACCCUUCCAGUCUUCUGUGUCAGCAGUCGUGCUUUCCAGAAGCUGAGUGGGAGGCUGGUGAGGGACAAGUUUAACAGCGCUGGGUUCCGGUCACUCGAGGAAACUGAGAUUCCUCAACUUCAGGCCCAUGCGCAAAAACUUACAGAAAAUGGUCGGGCUGCUAGCUGCAGACGCUUCCUUGCUGACCUUUCCCAGCUUCUCAACUCGCUGAGUAUGUGGGCGACCAAUGACGGCACACGAUCAAACCUGACCGACAGCGAGAAGCGAGCGGAGGAGAACCACUUGCGCAAGCGGAUCGACCAAAUGGAGCAGGAACUGGACGACGUGGUAAAGGAGACUAUGAACAACCUCAAAGAGGCGCUCGCGGAAAACAUCUAUGAAAUCUUUGAGAAGUAUUUGCCUGUCGCAGCAGACAGGGCCUUGCCCACCGCCACGGGUUGGGGCGCACACAGAGAUGCAGGUGGGUUGCUCUGGUCAACGUACAGAGCCACCUGUCGCCGGAGCGGUGUGUUUUCUGGUGCUUCGGGUCUUCGAGACUUUAAUGCAGAGCUCAUUGAACCCAUUCAUACGCCAUUGAGUACUACUUGGGAGCGAACCUUCCAGCGCCGUCUUCCCGGCGUCCUGACGAACUUCGCCAAGUCCACCAAGCUGUUGCUCGAGACCUUCCACAGAGAGGCAACAAUUCGAACUCAACAACGGGCAAAUAAUUACCACGGGAUCAACAUGUUGUAUCAGCAACUCCAAGCCCAUUGCCAGAAGAUCUCUGAACUACCCGAUGCACUGAAUGCCAUCGUUCAAGAACAACAGCGUGAUGCGAAUCGUAGCUUCGCGCCUACUAUUCAGACCCAGAUGGAGAGGACGUAUCAGGCCUGUGCUGAGGAAAGAGGCUCGGGAUGCUUUAGGCGAAUGAAGGACAUAAUGGAAGCGCAUGUUGGAACCCACCGUAUGUCGAUAUUCCAGGCUGCCACCCGCGUUGUACAGGAUCAGCUUGGUGUCAUGUGCAGGGAGCUCAAGAAACGGCUUCAAGAUGAGGCUGACGAUCUCCACGACAUACUGCGAAGAGAUUAUCUUUCGGCACUGGUUGGGAGUGAGGUCGCGAAUCGUAAGGGGCUACCCCGGGUAGAGCGAGCAUUGCGAGCAGAGAUGGUGCCGUAUUUACAAAAAACCGAUCCUUUGUUCGCGCCCGUUGUCAAGGGCGAGCCUGAAGAGCCUGAGAAGGUCGAAGAACCGGAGGAGCCGAAGCAGGAGAGGGCUGUUAGCGAGGGCCUUUUUGUCCCUCCGGACGCCGCGGCUAAUGAAGCUGCCGAUGAUCAUGACACGACCAUGGUUGAUGCAUCAAUGGUAGAUGCCCCUCCGCCAUCUUCGGCACCAACUGCAACCUCUACCAUCAAGGCUGAGCCCGUCGAGCCGGCCCCUUUGCUGAGCAGUAACCAAGCUUCGGUUCCCUCAAUCAAGAAUGAACACGCCGCGCCAGUUCAACCAGCUGUUGAACCCUCUCGAGCCCCUAGCGUUGCUGCUCCUGAAGCUGUUGCUCCUACUGAAGCUGCUGCCCGGCCUGAGCCUCUUCAAACUGGCACAGCUGCUUCUGAGGUAGUCCAUGCCGUCGGUGUUGCUCAUGAGCGCGCUCGGACUGCUACUGCUGGCCCCGACGCUUUUGGAACUGCUAUUGCUGUUCCUCAGCCCCUGCGAGCUGCUACUACUGAUCCUGAUCCGAUCUCUAACAUCAAGCGGGAGCCACAGGGUGAUCACAACCUGCUCGCAAGCUUCUGCAGUGAGCGCAAUCCAACCUCGGACGACGAGGAAGAGUUUUCUACCGCGACAGAGGGCGAGGAUGACGAGGGAGAGGAUGACGAGGACGAUGAAGAUGAAGACGAUGACAAUGCUGAAUCGUCAUCAGAUGAAGACAGCUCCCGGGCCCCAAGUGUCGAGAUGGACCUUGUGAAGCCAGAGCCAACCGAUCAUUGAGUGGCUCUGUCAUCUCGUGGGUUGCUUGUCAAUUGUUUAUAAUACGGCGUACAUGAUGGAUGUUUUUCGG
Neurospora hispaniola is the source of this 4008-nucleotide messenger RNA. RefSeq lists its product as uncharacterized. The transcript is spliced from 4 exons. Bases 150 to 3938 code for a protein of 1262 amino acids. Lineage: Eukaryota; Fungi; Ascomycota; Sordariomycetes; Sordariales; Sordariaceae. The record is from RefSeq and is a predicted model, not a curated record.